Molecule: messenger RNA, 5770 nt
Organism: Chrysemys picta bellii (western painted turtle)
Lineage: Eukaryota; Metazoa; Chordata; Testudines; Emydidae
Source: RefSeq, a predicted model, not a curated record
UGCUGCCCCAGCUCUGCGCAGAGAGCUGACACAGCAGACCCCGAGAGAACCCCCAAUGACCACAGACUCUAGUUAGGUACGAAGGCACGUCGGCCAGGUUUAUUGUCUUUAGAGAUACACAGUCUCCAGCUCCCGGGCAAACGAAGUCCAAGGUGCUGCUAAGGUACGGCUAGCCAGUACAUAUGUUCUCCCUUGACAAUGGGCUCAGCUCAGUCAGUGGCGGGACUUUCCACUGCCCCCUAGGCCGGACAAAGAUAUUCACUCAAGGAUGCAUUCUUAUACACAGAUACAAACAAGUUACACAUCACUCCUGACGUAGUAAGGUACAACCCCUCUACGUAGUAAGGUACAACCCCUCCACGUAGUAAGGUGCCGCCUCUCACCUUGUACAUGUUGGUUCGAACAAAACAACUCUAUCCAUUAUAUUCCCCUUUUGGCCCUGUCAUUGGGAUGGGUCAGCUUGUUCCUGGUUAUGUGUGGAAGGUACAAGUAUUGGAGUGUUCUGAUAUCUAGUGUUUAGUACCUUUUAGGUAUGUCUCUUCUUGCAGCAUCAGCCCUUUCCUUGCCAGCUUGUGUGAGCAGGGCCUUCCUCUGGCUCACAGCUUAACUUUGCUUUAUGUUAGCAAAGUCUUGACCAUUACUUUAGUUCAGGCUUUAGGCCUCAUACCGGGCCUCUGAUACCAAGGUUUAUAUCUUAGGGCCUCUUCUUACUACAGGGGGGGAACCAGGGGCCAUAACCAUAUGGGUGUAGUUUGGGGGGGCAACGCCAUCCCUUCUGCCCUCCAAACUAUGCCCAUGUUAAAAAGUGGGGUGCAUGGCCCCCUCCCCCCGGUUCCAGUGCUGGUGGCUCUCCACUUCUACAAAGGUUCUGGCGCCCUUGGCUAAGGCUGCAUGGUCCUGCCGUGGAUGAGGGGAUCUGAACCUGUCCAUGGAUGAGGGGAUCUGAACCCAGCUUCCAGAGGGUCUGUGGGACUCAUGGUCUAAGCCGGUCACUUGGGAACAUAGGAGCUGCCAGAUGGGAUCAAACCAGGCUGCCUGGUGGACCUUGUGUGGGAAAAGGAGAGUCAAAUUCAGAUGGGGACUCAGCACUCCUCUUGUUUAUUUGUGGUGAGCAACAGAGCACCUGAAACCCCUGCAGCUUAGCUGGGCACUGCCAGACUCUGAGCCCGGAACGAAAAUCCAGCCAUAGGAAAGGAGAAGUAAGGGGAAGCUCGUCUUUUACUCCUUCUGUUCACGGGAGGAUGCCACGGAUCUACCCGGCCUCACCCAAGAAAAGGCAAAACAUAGCCUGUGUGGAAGAUCUGAUUGCGUAUCAGUGCUGGGUGGCUGCACCGGCCCCUCCCUGCAGGUGUUCGGCACAGUGUCUGCACUGCCAAAGCGCUAUUGUAAAGAAAACGAAUUCAUCGCCCAGAACAUAUGUGACCAAGACCAACAGUGGAGAGUUCAACAGAAACCAUCGACAUCUACAAUUUGUUCCUCAGAAAGAACAAUCAACAACAGAGCAAACGCUACAGCUGGCGGAUGCAAAACAAGAAAAGGAAGACUCAAGGGUUCUAGACCGACCACAGCCAGCUGUUGUAACUACUGGACAGCCAGAUGACCACGUAGUUACGGGUUUGGGUCGUGUAAUUAGAAAACCAGUGUGAUUCAGAGACACUUAACAGACUGAUUGGCACUGAAGUUCAAAGACAGCAUGAUCGUCUAUUUAGUGUAAACGCGCUGCGGGAAGAUUUCCGGCUGCAGCCCAGCAACCUGCUGGUGACGGUGGGGGAGCAGGUGCUGUUAGAGUGUGCACCCCCGAGGGGGCAUCCCGAGCCCACCAUCUCCUGGAAGAAGGACGGGGUCCCCAUAAGCCAGAAGGCUGGCCAUUAUGAGGUCUCCAGCGGGAAGCUCCUGAUGGUGCACGCCCAGAGGAGUGAUGCGGGGAUGUAUGUGUGUGUGGCUUCCAACCAGGCAGGCCAACGAGAGAGCAAAGCUGCCCUGGUGUCUGUCCUGGAAAAGCCAACGUUCACUCGCAGACCCAGUGAUAUUGUGGCCAAAUUUGGCAGCACCGUCCAGCUGGGGUGUGGUGUUGAGGGGGACCCACUGCCCAAAGUAUGGUGGCACAAGGAGCACGGAGAGCUGCCCUGGGGCAGGCACGAGGUGGACGAGGAGAACACCUUGCGGAUUCAUUAUGUGACGACGUUUGACUCCGGCAGGUACAUCUGCACGGCCCAGAACCAGGUGGGCACCGCCUCGGCCAAGGCCUCGCUCACUGUGCAGGACCCCCUGGACACUGGCCAGAGGGAGUGGCCGAAGGACGUCCCGCGGGAGAUGAUGGACGUCCAGCUGUACCUGGACAACAGCACCGCGCUCCCCUCCUCACCCGCCGUCUACCUGCACUGGAAGGUGAUCCGUCCGUCCCAGCACACUGAGGGUCAUGCUGUGCUGUACCGCUCCCUGCUGCCGGUCAGCACGGACUGGGUUGAAUGGAAGGUGCCCAGGGAGCACGGCAUCAUCAUCCCAGCCCUCAAGAGAGGCUACAAGUAUGAGUUCAAGGUUCGGCCCUAUGCCGGGAAGGUCCAUGGCCCGGACAGCAACGUCAGGCACCUCUGGAUCCCGGAGGAAGUGCCUAGCGCAGCUCCUCAGCAUGUCACCAUCACGACAGUGGAGGAUGGGAAUGGCACAGCGCUCAUCAGCUGGGACCCCCCUCCCCACCACGCACACAACGGCAUCAUCCGGGGCUACAAGGUCUGGUACCUGGGCAAUGAAACUCACCAUCGCUCUAACAGGACCGUGGAUGGAGGGACACACAGUCUGGAAACAGUCUUGCUGCCGGCUGGGGUUAAAUACUGUAUCCAGGUGGCAGCCUUCAAUGGAGCUGGGCUCGGGGUGCCCAGCAAUGCCACAUGCAGCAGCGUAGAGCCUUUGGUGGGACAGACGGCCAGGACCCCGGCGGUGCUCUCCGUCAGCCACAUCCUGGCAGUGAUUCGCCAGCCUGUCUUCAUCGCUAGUGUGGGCUCGCUGCUCUGGCUCGUGCUGAUGGUGCUGGCUGUCUACCUGUGCCAGCACCACGCCAGGCAUUACAGCCGAGAACAGCAGCAUGCCCUGGGCAAAGGUCUGUGCCGAUACUCCAGUGAAGACACCAUCGUCAAGCACGCGAUGGACGUGAGUGACUCCCCGUGGCUGGCUGACAGAUGGAAAGCCACCUCCUGCUCCAAGACCUUCAGCAGCAGCAACAGCAGCAGGUCGAGCAGCCAGCUCCUGUGGGCAGAGACCAAAGACAGCCUGGACUUCCACCACUCCACCGUGUCCUUUGACAGGCCGAGCCAGAGCUCCCAGAUCCCGGCCGUCCCACGGGGGCCCGACAGCAGCAGCCUGUACAGGGUGCUCUAUGUCGACCUUCCUGCCAAGGACAUGCAAACCUUCCACCGCCCCCCGCUGCCCAGCACCCCUGGCCCUCACCGCAGAGCCGCGGAGCCCGGGGGACCCACCGACCCCAGGCUCGGGCCCCGUUACAGGCAGAGCCUCGGCAUGGAGAGCAGCUGUGCGAGGGGAGCCGAAAAGAGAGGGCUGUGGAAGCCAGCGGGCCCCGGGCCCCCCAGCCUCACCCUGCAGGGACCCUCGGAGAGCAGCAGCAAGAGAGAGCUGCAGCAGGCGCACAGCACCCCUGUGCUGUCACCCAGCCUCCCGGCAUACUCCACCAGCCCUAGCAGAGCGCCCAGCACCAGCAGCUCAGGAAAGCGUCACGCAGGCAAAGGAGAGGAAACCAAAGUGCUGAAAACCUUCAGCUCCCCCAAGCUGCUGCAGUCCAGAGGCUCACUGCACGGAACUGGCACAUUGCCCCCCCCUCCAGCUCCUCCCACUCCGCACGGCCCCCAGGGCCAGGGCAUGCAGCCAGAGAGCAGAGACGGAGGGGAGGCAGCCAGGCCUUUCCCAGCUGGAGAAUUGCAGCCGAGCACAGAGAACGCCCUUCGGAGUGUGCUGCCCUCACCCUCGCUGCCCUACCGCGCUGCCUCUCCUGCACCCUCGCUCGGCGACGACGGGGAGGCCGUGCUGACGCCGGACCAGGUGGCCGCAUACCUGGAGCUCAGCGCGGAGGCCGAGUGCCAGAGGCAUCGGCAGGAGAGCGCCUUCUCCCCCCCGCACACCUACGGGUACAUCUGCGGCCCGCUGCGCUCCGAGCUGGGGGCGGGGCCUGCCCCCGAAGAGGACGACGACCCCGACGCGGAGGGGGGCGGCUGUCAGUCCAUGCCCUUCUUGCGCCGGUACUGCCGGACGCCCUCGUCCAGCCACAGUGAGGCGGAGGGCUCGCUGGGUGGCUCCCUGCUCAACGGCUGGGGCUCGGUCUCCGAGGAGAACUUCACCAGCACACGCUGCAGCCUGGUCAGCUCCUCCGAUGGCUCCUUCCUCGUGGACGCCAACUUCGCGCAGGCCCUGGCCGUGGCCGUGGACAGCUUCUGCUUUGGGCUGAGCCCGAGCGAGGCCGAGCAGGCCUACCCAGACUUCUCGCCGCCCGCUUCCCCGCUGGAUGGGCUCCUUCCCCGUCCCGAGCGCUGGGAGGGCGUGGCGUGGGCUGGAGCGGAGCCCCUUCCCCUUCCCACCUGGGAGUGGAGCACCGGCUGGCUGGAGGACAUGGAGGCCAAGUACUCCCAGAGGCCCGAGGGGACACCUGCUGCUGAGAAGCCGGAGGGGAAGGCAGCACUGAACGGGACCCGGCCCCUCGCUGGGCCAAACGGUGCCUGCAUGGCGGAAUCCAGCAGCCCCACUGCGGGGACGAUGGGGGAGUGCCAGCCCCCCUGCCCUGCUGCCCACAGUCCCAUGCCAAACAGCUCUGCCAUUCCCAGGAGGGGCGAGAAGACCAGGGUCGUGCUGCAGCCGCUGGACGCGGGGGCGACAGGAGUCCAGGCGUAGAAAGCCGAGCACGUUCUGUGCCAGGCAGGCGCAACGUCUGUAAUGCCCAAAGCCCAGAGAGACUCUCGGGGCACCGUGGGCCUGGGGGCGAGCGCUUGGCUACUACCGUGCCCACCCCCAGUGCCUGCUAGACACGUCUGGCCCCUGGUCAUUGGCAACAGAAUCCCUGAAGAAAGGCUUUUGACGCUUCCCCCAACGUGGGCUGCGAUCCCAUGGGGGAGGGAUUCCCCAGGCUGCCCCACACGCUGAGGGGGAGCAUUCAGCAUGAGAGACGGGAAGGGCCAGGCAGGUGGGGCAGCGCAGAGACCCUGCCGAACUCUACACCAGCCGCGUGCAGGAGAGGAGCCCCACGCAACAUGGCCUGGCCACGGGGCUUGGCGCAGGCGUCUCUAGCCAGCAAACAUUGCCUCCUUUUCUCUUGAGUGCCCGGUCCCUGGCAGGACUCCACCCACUGCCCCACUCACAGGCUGGCGCUCCAUGUGGGGCCCAAGCCCGGAUUCCUGCUAUUGGCUUCAGGGUCGAUCUCUGCUCUGUGACGCUGUCUGGGGCACCCGCCAUCGUGGGCUUUUCCCGGUUCAUACGGGAAACCCUCGGGUUUGGAGGCCCCUGCAGCUGCUGUCAGUUGCCAGAAGCCUGCAUUUGCUGCCCAGGUUGGAGCUGGGAGCCCGACGGCCCUGCCCACCCAGCUGGGUUCACCACACUCGAAGCUGGGGGUUGUUUGGCAAUUGCCUGUUCCGGUUUAGUCAGCUCUGCAGGGGCGCUAGCCUGGGGGCGUUUAAUAUUUCCUUUCAUGGCUGUUGUGAGACGUUUUCCUAACCUGCCUGAUUUCCCAGUGCUGUGGCCUUAUUCCUGUAAAUAAAGAGAGCUUUUCCAGCGA